AAAAAAAUGAGUGACUCUGAAGACGAAAAUUAUGUUAUUUUUGGAGUUCCUCUUGAUCCGAUAGACGAAGAUAAUGUACCAAGGAAGAAACCAAUAACAAUUGAAGAUCAGUAUGCAUAUGAUGCACAAGGUAGACGUAGAUUUCAUGGUGCAUUUACGGGUGGUUUCUCUGCUGGAUACUUUAAUACUGUUGGUACUAGAGAUGGCUGGAGACCACAACAAUUCAAAUCUUCUAGAGGUAGUAAAGCAGAAGGUAUUACUCAAUGUCCAGAAGAUUUUAUGGAUGAUGAGGAUACAAGUGAGUUUGGGAUUGCACCAAAGGGUAUCCGUGCUACUGAAGAUUAUGUUGAUCGUGGACAAAGAGGCAUAAAACGUGAAAGAAUCACUCACGAUAGCAGUGGCCCUAUUCCUGGUUCACCAGUAUUGAAAGAACUUUUAAAGCCUGUAAAAGAAACAAUUGGUAUUAUGUUACUAAAGAAAAUGGGCUGGAAACCAGGUCAAGGUGUAGGAUCAAGGCUUACAAAAAAGGAAAAAGCUAAAAUUAAAAGAAGAAGUGAAAGAAUGAAAGAUAUGCAACAAGAAUCUAGUAAGGCAGAUUCUGAAAAUAACUCUGAGGAUUCGGAAGAUGACUAUGGGAAUAUUACUUUUGCACCUGAUGAUUAUGAACCAUUUAGAUGUAAUCCAAAAGACAAUUAUUUUGGUAUAGGAUAUAGUGGUUUAGAUAGAAGGACUAUACUGUCUGGUCAUGUCAAUUUAUUUGAUACUCCAGCAUUUAGUAUUCAGGAUAAAAACAAAAAAUUAUCAAUACACGGACAAGCAUUUGGUGUUGGUGCAUUUGAGGCAGAUGACGAAGAUAUUUAUGAAAAAGAAGACAUGUCACGUUAUGACUUUAUUUUAGGUCCGGAACGGAAAACGAAGACAAGAUGGUCUGACAAUAAUAGUUCAAAAAAUUUAAACAGCAAUUGUUUAGAAGGCUUUAUAUUGGCAAAAAAUAAAUUACAAUUAAAAAAUAUCUUUCCACCGCCAGAAAUACCCAAGAAUUUCAUACCAGUACAUACAGUCAGAAAAAGCCGAUUUUAUCCUCCGAUUGAGAAUAUUCCUCGAACAAUAGAAAAUGGAAAGCGUAAAGAACUUACAGCUGCAGAUAGAGCUAGAAUACUGGAAGAUACAAACAGCACAAAAAAACAAUCUGAAACAUAUCCAAAUUCGGUACCGUCCGGUACAGUAGCUUCCAAUAUUAUUUCUAAAUCGCUAAAUUUACACGGAAAGCAACAAACAAAUGAAUGGCAACAAGAGAAAAAUCAACGAGCUAAAGCAGCUGUAUCUUGGAUGGAAAAACUUAAUGCACAAAGUUUUGUUAAAGGAGGUAUUGUUGGGUCAAGUAAAGAUUUCAAGACAAACUUGAAAAAUUUAGAAGAAUUUAAGGAUUCUUUUCUAACUUCUGGUGAACAAACAGGUACAAAUAGCAAUGAGUUGGAUAAAAAUAAUUCUAUACAGGAAAGUACUGUAAAAGCACUUUUCUCUGAUCCUGAUAAACAAAAACGAUUUGAGCAAUACUUAGUCUUUAUAAAACAGGGCGAAAAUAAGCUUGAAAGUAUACAACCAUUAUCUAUGACAGAAUGGGAUAGAGAACAUGAACGAAUUGAAUUCGAGCAAGCAGUCAAACUAGUUGAGCGUCCAACAAAUGAUUAUGUUGCAAAUAAAUUUACACCUGCUUCUGAUUCUAUGGAUUUGGAUACUUCUGUAAAAUAUAGUCAGGAAAAUGAAUUGAAACAGGCUGUAAAGAUGAAAAUGUUUGGAAAAUUAACACGGGAACGUACGGAAUGGAAGCCAGCAAGUAUAGUUUGUAAAAGAUUUAAUAUUCCUGAGCCAAAGAUUGGUUGUGCUCAACCUGAAAUGCAGAAAAAGGUGAAAAAAUUCUCGAUUUUCGAUUCUCUUGAUUGGAGCAAUUCUACGAAAUUUUUGCGAGCAUCGAAAGAAAUAAAUGAAGGUAGUAGUACACCAUCAAAAGACAAAAGCAAUAUUGACAAUAUGGACUUGGAUGUUGAGACAAAUAUUGAUGUAUCUUUUAACAAUCAUGAAAUUUUCGAACCCAUAUCAGAGAAAAUGAGAAAUUUUGAAGUCUCUUAUGAAAAAAUUUUUGGUAAAGAGGUUCCAGGAACAUCUUCCAAAAUAUUUGAAGAUGAACAAAAUCUGGAAAAUAAAUUUGAUUCAAAUAGAGUAAGAGAGACUAUAGAUCAUCAGGAUAAAGAUCAAGAAAAUACUAAUCCUACAAUAAGAACUACAUCUAAAACUAAAUCAGAAGAGAAGAAGGAUCUUUUUAAAGCAAUUUUUUUAAGUAGUAGCGAGGAAUCUAAUUCAGAGCCAGAAGAAAGUGUAGAUAGCGAGGUUGUAAAGUCUGUUUUAAUUGGAAAAGUCCCAAGUGAAGUAAAUGUAAAUAGAAACACUUCUCCACCAAGAGGAAUUUUUGCAAAGGUGGAUCUUGAUAAUUUAGUUACUAAUUCAAAAAUUAAUGUAGAACUAAAUGAAAAAACAAAUAAAGAAAAAGAUACAAACACCGUAAAUUCUGAAUUAGGAACUGAAUCCAAAGAAGAUGAUAAUUUAAAUUCUCUAGAUACUCAAUUAUUACCUAAUAUGUAUGGACCUGCUCUUCCUUCAAGAUUAUUAAAGAAUGAAAAUACAGCUGGAGAAUCAUCUAAUACUCAAACUUUAAAGCCUAUAUUUAGAAGUGUUGUAGUACCAAAACCCAAAAUAGAUUCCAAAAUUUCUGGUGUGUGGAUAGAACGGGGAAAAGUAAAAAAGUCAAAAAAAGAAAAAAAGAAGCAUAAACAUAAAGAACAUAAAAGUUCAAGACAUAAGCGGAAAUCGAAAAAAGAAAAACGUGAUUCGUGA
Eufriesea mexicana is the source of this 2892-nucleotide messenger RNA. Its product is annotated as G patch domain-containing protein 1 homolog. The coding region runs from base 7 to 2892 and encodes 961 amino acids. Gene Ontology annotation, molecular function: RNA binding. The transcript is spliced from 4 exons. The record is from RefSeq and is a predicted model, not a curated record. Gene Ontology annotation, biological process: mRNA processing. Lineage: Eukaryota; Metazoa; Arthropoda; Insecta; Hymenoptera; Apidae. Gene Ontology annotation, cellular component: nucleus.